AGGGCUUCCAGAGGCAAGGAAGGCGGCGUCUAUGGGGUGCACUGGGGCUAUGGGGCGGUUGCCAGCAGGUCACGGGGCAGAAGGGCUUUGGCCUCGUUGCUUCCUGGUUAAUGAAUGAUUCCCAAGGCAUGGAAAAGCCCAACCUCUUCCACCACCUCCCUCCCCACACUUCCCCCCCACCCAUCCCCGUGGCUUUGGGGCGGCUGUGCCCCAUGGUGGAGGUGACGGUGACGCCGCGCUCCUCCCUCGCCGACCGCCCGGUGCGGGUGCUCGUGCGGGGUCUGUCCCCGUGCCAGCUCAUCACCCUGCGGGCCUGGCUCCGGGAUGAGCAAGGGGAACGCUUCCAGGCCCGGGCUUUCUUCCGUGCCGAUGCUAAGGGUGAGGUGGACCCCGGCUACCAGCCUGCCCUCGGCGGCACCUACAGCGGCCUCUCCCCUAUGGGGCUGCUGUGGUCCCUGCAGCCGGACACCCCCUUCCGCCGCCUGCUCAAGCGGGAUGUGACCGGCAGCCCCUUCCGCAUCCACGUGGAAGCCUUCGAUGGUGUCCUCCUGCUCGACGGGCCCCGGCACCCACCCCUGGCUUCGUGCGAAGCCGAGCGCUGGUUUGUGGGUGCCGGGGUGCGGCGGGUGCCCAUCAGGGAGGGCAGGGUGCGGGGAGCCCUCUUCCUGCCGCCCGGACCAGGACCCUUCCCGGGCGUCGUGGACCUCUUUGGGGGUGCAGGAGGGCUCAUUGAGUUCCGAGCGGGGCUCUUGGCCAGCCGGGGCUUUGCGGUGCUGGCUUUGGCUUUCUUUGCCUACGAGGACCUGCCCCGCACCAUGGCCCUGCUCGACCUCGACUACUUCGAGGAGGCGACGGCGCUGCUGCUCCGGCACCCCAAGGUGCGAGGCCCCGGCUUGGGGGUCAUCGGCGUCUCCAAAGGAGCAGAGGUGGCUUUGGCCAUGGCCUCCUUCCUGCCGGCGGUGCUGGCCACGGUGUGGAUCAACGGCACCGUUUUCCUCCACGGCAACCCCUUGGUCUACAAGGACCUCCGCAUCCCCGCUCUUCCCUAUGGGAUCGAGCGUGUGCUCAUCGCCGACAUGGGGGCCUUGGACAGCUCCGCUGUCUUCAGCCACCCCCAGCACCCCGAUCCCGGCUCCUCGGCCAUCCCGGUGGAGAGGAUCCGGGGGAAGGUGCUGUUUGUGGUGGGAGAAGCCGACCGCAGCCUCAACAGCAAGCUCUACGCCGCGCUGGCCGUGGCGCGGAUGCCGCCGGCGCGGGCUCGCAUCCUGUCCUACCCUGGGGCCGGGCACCUCAUCGAGCCCCCUUGCUCCCCGCUUUGCAGCGUGUCCUGCCUCAAGGGCAGCCCCCGGCCCCUGCUUUGGGGGGGGGAAGCCAAGGCUCACGCCAGGGCUCAGGAGCACUCGUGGGAGGAGAUCAUCCGGUUCCUGGCGCGGGAGCUGGGACGUGCCGGGGCGAAGCUGUGAUGGGGACGGGGAAAGGGAUGCGCUUA
Messenger RNA from Pezoporus flaviventris, 1489 nucleotides. Its product is annotated as acyl-coenzyme A amino acid N-acyltransferase 1-like. NCBI's taxonomy places the organism in Eukaryota, Metazoa, Chordata, Aves, Psittaciformes, Psittacidae. Gene Ontology annotation, biological process: acyl-CoA metabolic process; fatty acid metabolic process. The transcript has 5 exons. Gene Ontology annotation, molecular function: fatty acyl-CoA hydrolase activity. Gene Ontology annotation, cellular component: peroxisome. The record is from RefSeq and is a predicted model, not a curated record. The coding region runs from base 111 to 1463 and encodes 450 amino acids.